Molecule: messenger RNA, 2383 nt
Organism: Prinia subflava (tawny-flanked prinia)
Lineage: Eukaryota; Metazoa; Chordata; Aves; Passeriformes; Cisticolidae
Gene: SPRTN
Product: SprT-like N-terminal domain
Exons: 5
Coding region: 144-1640 (498 amino acids)
Biological process (GO): DNA repair
Cellular component (GO): nucleus
Molecular function (GO): polyubiquitin modification-dependent protein binding; single-stranded DNA binding; metalloendopeptidase activity
Source: RefSeq, a predicted model, not a curated record
AAGGGGAGGGGCAGAGGACACGCUGCCGGCUUGCGCACCCGGAAGGCGGUGGCGGAGCGCCCCGCAGGUCGGAGCCGCGCGUGCGCCGCUGCUGACGCUCGUUCCGGCUGCGGCUGUGCCGCCCGAAGGGAGCUGCGCUCGGGAUGGAGGACCAGGAUUUCUUGUUGGCGCUCAGGCUGCAGAAGGAGUGGGAAGAGCAGGACAAGGUAGCGGCAGAGGCGGCGGCGGCAGCAGCAGCAGCAAAGCGCCCCGAUAUCUCUCCGUACCGCUCGCCCCUGCGGCCGAUGUCGGUGGUGGACGAGGCGUGGGAGCUGCUGGACCCCAGCCCCGACGUUCAUGCCCUGUUCGUGCAGUUCAACCAGACGCUCUUCUGGGGCAAGCUGGAGGCCGUCACGGUGUCCUGGAGCCCCCGCAUGACCAGCUCUGCUGGUAUCUGUUCGUAUCACGAAAGGAGCGGGUUGUGUUCCAUUCGUCUCAGUGAGCCGCUCCUAAAGUUACGGCCAAGGAAGGAUCUUGUGGAGACAUUGUUGCACGAAAUGAUCCAUGCCCUGCUCUUUGUUACUCAUAACAACAAAGAUCGGGAGUCUCACGGGCCGGAGUUCUGCAAGCACAUGCGUCGCAUCAACGUCUUGACUGGAGCCAAUGUCACGAUCUAUCACGACUUUCACGACGAGGUGAAUGUGUACCGCCAGCACUGGUGGCGAUGCGACGGCCCCUGCCGGAGCCGAGCACCCUACUUUGGGUACGUGAAGCGCUCCAUGAACAGAGCCCCCUCUGCACACGACUUCUGGUGGGAUGAGCACCAAAGGACGUGUGGGGGCACGUUCACAAAAGUGAAGGAGCCAGAGAAAUUCUCAGAGAAGUCCAAGCAGAAAACUCAGACAGCAAAACUUCCACAUUUCAAGGCAGCUAACAAAGGCAAGACACAAAUACAUGGCAUGCAAGACCUGACUCCUUUUAGUGGCACGGGAUACCGGCUGGGAGGAGGGGACGGUGUACUUUCAGAGAAAAACACAAACGCCAGCAGCUCCACUGGAAACAGUGAGGCACAUGGCUCACUGCAUCACUCGGCAGUAAGGACAGUACCAGCCCCUAAAAAUGAGAUCAAACUGGAAAAAUUACCCCAUCAUGGCAUCUUUGCACUUCGUACCAAUGGUGCCAGUGAGAAGAGCGGCUCGGCUGUGAAGCGGGAGUUCCCGAAACCCUCUGCUGCUGGUGCAGACCAUGAUGAGAACGACUGGGGACUGCCUGCUAGGAUUGCUCGUGUUGCUGGGGAAGCAUCAAGCCAAGGCUCACCAGCUGGCAUGAGGGCUGUGCCAUCUUCUAACUGGUCACCAAAACAAAUUUCUUUGGAGCAGACCUCAAGAGCUCAGGGGGCAUCUGAGAAAAAAAGCUUAGAACAUGUUAAUACACUGCAGCAAUGGCCAAAAAAGGAUGACAAAACUGCCUUUGAAAAGUAUUUCAUCAAAAAAGGGGGUACUGAUGUCACUACAACUACAAAAACCGGAGUUGAAUUUACACAGUCCUCUGCAAGUCCUAGCAGUCCUGGGAGGCAGGAUAGAAUAGUCAGUUGUCCUGUCUGUGAGACUGAUGUUUUGGAAUCUAAAAUAAAUGAACACCUUGAUUCUUGUCUUGCAUAAAACAGCAGAAAGUUUCUUAAAAAGAUAAACCAGGGCUGGAAACAUUGUUUGAAAGGUAAUUUGCUCAGGGUUUGCUUAGCUGUGGUUACACUUGUGUGUGCCUGUUCUGAAAUGGAAUUUAAAAUGUAACUGACCUCCAUAUCCUCAUGCUGGUAAGUAAAAACCAUGUGUAAUGCUGCUAGGAAUGCUCCUGGACAUGUCAUAAAAGCUUUCCUGAUCUCCCAGUUAAACUUCUAGUGCUAAGCAGGACAAAUUAGUAUUAAAGUGACAUUACCUGCCAGUCUUUAUUUUGCUGCUUCUGGAAGCCAGCCAGGUUUGUGGUUAGCAGGCCAGUCAGUUGAGUACUAAACCCAUUGUGCCAGGAAAAGUUAUGAGUUUCAGGCACGUGUGUUUUCUAUGUGAGCUUCCUGAAAUGUCCUCUUGCUGCACUAAGGUAUGUAACGGGUUAAACACUAAACAGUUUGAUUCCUUACAACCAGUAAAACUGAUUGUAAGUAUGUUUGCAUAACCAUAAAAAUUGUUUUAUAUAAAUAGCUUUUAAACAAAAUUGUUUUGUAUCUUGUUACUGUAAUUUUAAAUGGCUGUAUCAGCCUAGUUUGUACAUGUUUACAGUAUUACUCCUGCUCUCUUAACUAAUUUUAAAUGCUUCAUAUUUUUAAAAAUAUUGACACUGCAGAAGUUUAAUGUAAAUUACUUUGUUCUUGCAUACUUUGAAUAAAUUGUUACUGAAGUUUAAAUUUCCA